AUGUCAGCGCCUCUAACGGCCUCCCCAGCUACUUCGUAUACCCCACCUACUCCUCGCCCCCGCUCCCGCCGCCUCGCCCGAAAGCGCAAAUUAGAGGUCGCCGAGGCGCCAGAUCCUGACGCCAAUGAUGUCGAGUUCGUGGACAAUGCGGAUAUCCAGCUCGAGGAUGCGCAGCUGGACGAGGCCAUGUCCGACGCCGAGGCAGCUGAUGCCGACUCUGAGGACGAGGGUUUGCUGGCAGACGCGAACUUGCCGAUCGAGGAGCUACUCAAGCGAUACGGCUACAACAUACAAGCCCCAGUCGAAGGCUCAGAGUCAGAGGCUGACGCUGUCGAUAAGGGUGCUGAGGUCAAUCCGACCGACGAGCAGAAGCGUGGCUCACCUCACGACCAGUCACUGACCGACGCUGGACUCGAUGAUGCCAAACGCGACUUGUCGCCCGCUGUCGUCGUCGAGGGCAAGCGGCAGCGAAAGGUUCGCACGGUGUGGACACCUCCAGACGACCGGCCGCAGCAGCUCGCGUCUAAGAAUAAGAAGAACAAAGUGCAGAUUGUCGAGCCCGACACCUCGUCCGACGUUGAGAUGGAGUCGACACCUGAGCUUUCGAGUGAGGACGAAACCGACGAGGAGGAGGAUGUCCAGGAAGACGAGGUCAAACUCGAGGAGGACCCGAACGCUCCUCGCCUGAAACCUCCUUUCCUCCUCCGCGGCACACUUCGCCCGUACCAGCAGGCCGGUCUCGAGUGGCUGGCGAGCCUGUACAGUAACAACAUGAACGGCAUUUUGGCCGAUGAGAUGGGUCUUGGUAAGACAAUCCAGACCAUCGCGCUACUCGGACAUCUCGCGUGCGAUCUCGGUGUCUGGGGUCCACACCUCAUCAUUGUGCCCACGUCUGUCAUCCUCAACUGGGAGAUGGAGUUUAAGCGCUUCCUGCCUGGCAUGAAGGUGCUCACCUACUACGGCAACCAGAAGGAGCGCAAGGAAAAGCGUGUCGGCUGGAACACGGAAAAUGCAUGGCAGGUCUGCAUCACAAGCUACCAAAUUGUGCUUGCCGACCAGCACAUUUUCCGCCGCAAAAACUGGGUCUACAUGAUUCUUGAUGAGGCGCACAACAUCAAGAACUUUCGCUCGCAGCGCUGGCAAACCCUCCUCGGUUUCAAGACGCAGCGGCGUCUCCUGCUCACGGGCACGCCGCUGCAGAACAAUCUCAUGGAGUUGUGGAGUCUGCUCUACUUCCUCAUGCCGAACGGUAUCACCGCGGACGCGACGGCCGUGGUCGGGUUUGCCAACCACCGGGAUUUCAUGGAGUGGUUUUCCAACCCAAUGGACAAGGCGGUGGAGUCAGGUGAGACAAUGGAUGAGGGCAUGAUCGAGACGGUCUCUAAGCUCCACACCUUAUUACGCCCGUUCAUCCUGCGACGCCUAAAGUCCGAAGUCGAGACGCAGCUCCCAGGCAAGUUCGAGCAUGUCGUCUACUGUCGUCUCUCGAAACGGCAGCGUUUCCUGUACGACGAGUUCAUGUCGCGCGCAUCAACACGAGAGACGCUUAUGAGCGGCGGAUACCUCGGGGUCGUCAACAUUCUGAUGCAGUUGCGGAAAGUGUGCAACCACCCGGACCUGUUUGAGGUGCGCCCCGUGCGUACAUCAUUCGCAGUAGACAAGGGUGUUGCAGGUACCUUCGAGCCAACAGACUUACUUGUUCGCAAGCGCCUACUCGCCGCGGCUGACGACGUCGACCUCGCGUCCAUGAACCUCAUCGUGACUGGACGCGAGGGUGAGUCGGGUUGGGUGGCGGGGCUCCGCGCACGCUUGGACGCGAGCAACAAACUACCGUACGCUACAGAGGACAAAGCCCGCAUACGCAUGCCUAAGAUGGACGCACGCACGCCUGAUGGUUGGCUCAAGUACCGUGAGGCCACGGAGCUUGAGAAGGUCAAGGCACGAUGGCGGGCAAUCCGUGAUAUCAACAGGCGCCGGUGCCAAAGCGGUCCAAUUUAUGGCACCACUACGCUUGAAAUGCUCAGCGAUCUUCCGCGUCUCCUGCUCCCCGACACUGGCAAGCGACGCCUGUCCGACUUGUACGGCUCCCAUGUCCCGCCAGCGGCUGCACUCGUCCGCUCGCACAUCGAGCGCCUGAACGCGAUAUCCCCAGUCAUUGACCGCUUCGCGGUCAUCCCGCCUAACGCCGUCGCUCGCGACGUCGCUGCUUACGCUCUCCCAGGCGUCGACCCUACGCUUCCCGAGCUGCUCGAUCCUGCCUUUGACUCGCUGCAUAGCCCAAGCGUCAAACUGCAAAUUGCAUUCCCGGACGCAUCGCUGUUGCAAUACGACUGCGGCAAACUGCAGAAGCUGUACGAGAUGCUACGCGACCUCAAAGCGGGUGGACACCGCGUGCUGAUCUUCACGCAAAUGACACGCGUGCUCGACAUCCUGGAGAUGUUCCUCUCCUACAACGGACACCGCUACUUGAGGCUGGACGGUAGCACCAAGAUUGAAGACCGGCAGAUUAUUACAGAACGCUUCAACUCAGACCCGCGCGUCUUCUGCUUCAUCGCUUCGUCGCGCUCAGGUGGUGUGGGCAUCAACCUUACGGGCGCGGACACGGUUUUCUUCUACGACUCGGACUGGAACCCCUCUAUGGACCGGCAGUGCAUGGACCGCGCACAUCGCAUUGGUCAGACUCGCGAGGUGCACAUCUACCGAUUUGUGUCUUCGCACACGGUCGAGGAAAACAUGCUGAAGAAGGCAAACCAGAAGCGGUUGCUCGAUCGUGUUGUGAUCCAGGAGGGCGACUUCACGACCGAGUUCUUUGGCCGCAUGGACUGGCGGGACAUGUUGGACGAUGAAGUGCGCGAAGCGCGCGAGAAGGACGGGGUCGAGGAUGUCGAACUCGAGCCUGAGCCUGAGACUGAAGACGUAGCGCAACAUGCCGCGCACGCUGGCGAGGGGCGCGAGUUUGCGGCCGCUCUCGCUGAGGUUGAGGACGAAGAGGAUGCUGCGGCUGCGCGUGUCGCGCUGGGCGAAGGCGAGAUGGACUUCGCUGAGUUUGACGAAGGCAAGAAGGUCAAACAGCGUGAGGAGAGCGAGCCCGUUGUGCCCGUUUCACGGGCAUCCGCCUCCGCUAUCCCUUCCCACCUCGCCAGCUCGGCUGGAACAACACCUGCCCCGGAGGUCGAGGACGACCCCGAGGAUGAGUAUGACGACGACGAUGUCGGUGGCGUUGAUGAGUACAUGCUCCGCUUUGUCGAGUGGGACUGGGACUACUUUUCCUCACUGUAG
Cutaneotrichosporon oleaginosum is the source of this 3279-nucleotide messenger RNA. RefSeq lists its product as uncharacterized. The record is from RefSeq and is a predicted model, not a curated record. Gene Ontology annotation, cellular component: Swr1 complex. Gene Ontology annotation, molecular function: ATP hydrolysis activity; ATP-dependent chromatin remodeler activity; histone binding. Gene Ontology annotation, biological process: chromatin remodeling. NCBI's taxonomy places the organism in Eukaryota, Fungi, Basidiomycota, Tremellomycetes, Trichosporonales, Trichosporonaceae.